GGCGGGGAGAAGCCCAGCGGGGUCGGAACAAAAGCCGGAUUCCGAGCGGCUGCGGGAGGCUAGAGCGCUCGGGGGAACUGGCUGUUCCUUGCGGCCUGCGAAGGGAGCGCCGUGCACCGACUUUCGCAGAGAGGUGAGCGGUGGGCGGCUGCUUUUGCGGGACGGACCCCACCUGCCUGGGAAGCUUCCCGCCUCCUCCCUCCAACCCGGAACCGCCACCCCGGCUCAGGCUUGGUGCUCACGCGCCCUCUCUGCACCUGCCUGGAAGUUUAGGGCGUCUUGGCUUUAGCAGGUAGAGCAGGUCCAUCUGCAGCCAUGUCAGCCAAGGCAAUUUCGGAGCAGACAGGCAAAGAACUCCUCUACAAGUACAUCUGUACUACCUCAGCCAUCCAGAACCGGUUUAAGUAUGCCCGGGUCACCCCUGACACAGACUGGGCCCGCCUGCUGCAGGACCACCCCUGGCUGCUCAGCCAGAGUUUGGUUGUCAAGCCAGACCAGCUGAUCAAACGGCGUGGAAAGCUGGGCCUAGUUGGGGUCAACCUCACUCUGGAUGGGGUCAAGUCCUGGCUAAAGCCACGGCUGGGACAGGAGGCCACAGUUGGCAAGGCCAGAGGCUUUCUCAAGAACUUUCUGAUUGAACCCUUUGUCCCCCACAGUCAGGCUGAGGAGUUCUAUGUCUGCAUCUAUGCCACUCGAGAAGGGGACUACGUCCUGUUCCACCACGAGGGGGGGAUGGACGUGGGCGACGUGGAUGCCAAAGCCCAGAAACUAUUUGUUGGCGUGGAUGAGAAGCUGAAUCCUGAGGACAUCAAGAAACACCUAUUGGUCCAUGCUUCUGAAGACAAGAAAGAAAUUCUGGCCAGUUUUAUUUUCGGUCUCUUCAAUUUCUAUGAGGAUCUGUACUUCACCUACCUCGAGAUCAACCCCCUUGUAAUAACCAGAGAUGGCGUAUAUAUUCUUGACUUGGCGGCCAAGCUGGAUGCCACAGCUGACUACAUCUGCAAAGUGAAGUGGGGUGAUCUAGAGUUCCCUCCUCCCUUUGGGCGGGAGGCUUACCCAGAGGAAGCCUAUAUUGCAGACCUGGAUGCUAAAAGUGGGGCGAGCCUAAAGCUGACCUUGCUGAACCCCAAGGGGAGAAUCUGGACCAUGGUGGCUGGAGGUGGCGCCUCUGUCGUGUACAGCGACACCAUCUGUGAUCUGGGGGGUGUUGAUGAGCUGGCGAACUACGGGGAGUACUCAGGCGCCCCCAGUGAGCAGCAGACCUAUGACUAUGCCAAGACUAUCCUCUCCCUCAUGACCCGUGAGAAGCACCCAGAUGGCAAGAUCCUCAUCAUUGGAGGCAGCAUUGCAAACUUCACCAAUGUGGCUGCCACAUUCAAGGGCAUCGUGAGAGCAAUUCGAGAUUACCAGGGUCCCCUGAAGGAGCAUGAGGUCACGAUUUUUGUCCGAAGAGGUGGCCCCAACUAUCAGGAGGGCUUACGGGUGAUGGGAGAAGUCGGGAAGACCACUGGGAUCCCCAUCCAUGUCUUUGGCACCGAGACUCAUAUGACGGCCAUUGUGGGCAUGGCCCUGGGCCACCGGCCCAUCCCCCACCAGCCUCCCACAGCAGCCCACACUGCAAACUUCCUCCUCAAUGCCAGUGGGAGCACAUCGACUCCAGCCCCCAGCAGGACGGCAUCUUUUUCUGAGUCUCGGACUGAUGAGGUGGCUCCUGCAAAGAAGGCCAAGCCAGCCAUGCCACAAGAUUCUGUCCCAAGUCCAAGAUCCCUGCAAGGAAAGAGCGCCACCCUCUUCAGCUGCCACACCAAAGCCAUCGUGUGGGGCAUGCAGACGCGGGCUGUGCAGGGUAUGCUGGACUUCGACUACGUCUGCUCCCGAGAUGAGCCCUCGGUGGCUGCCAUGGUCUACCCCUUCACUGGGGACCAUAAGCAGAAGUUUUACUGGGGUCACAAGGAGAUUCUGAUCCCUGUCUUCAAGAACAUGGCUGAUGCCAUGAAGAAACACCCAGAGGUAGAUGUGCUGAUCAACUUCGCCUCCCUCCGCUCAGCCUACGACAGCACCAUCGAGACCAUGAAUUAUGCACAGAUCCGGACAAUCGCCAUCAUAGCUGAAGGCAUCCCAGAGGCCUUCACGAGGAAGCUGAUCAAGAAGGCAGAUCAGAAGGGAGUGACCAUCAUUGGACCUGCUACUGUUGGAGGCAUCAAGCCUGGGUGCUUUAAGAUUGGGAAUACAGGUGGGAUGCUGGACAACAUCCUGGCCUCCAAGCUGUACCGCCCUGGCAGUGUGGCCUACGUUUCACGUUCGGGGGGCAUGUCCAACGAGCUCAACAACAUCAUCUCUCGGACCACGGACGGUGUCUAUGAGGGUGUGGCCAUUGGUGGAGACAGGUACCCUGGCUCAACAUUUAUGGAUCAUGUGUUACGUUACCAGGACACUCCAGGAGUCAAAAUGAUCGUGGUUCUUGGAGAGAUAGGGGGCACUGAGGAAUAUAAGAUCUGCCGGGGCAUCAAGGAAGGCCGCAUCACCAAGCCCGUGGUUUGCUGGUGCAUCGGGACCUGUGCCACCAUGUUCUCCUCCGAGGUACAGUUCGGCCAUGCUGGAGCUUGUGCCAACCAGGCCUCUGAAACUGCAGUAGCCAAGAACCAGGCUUUGAAGGAGGCAGGAGUGUUUGUGCCCCCGAGCUUUGAUGAGCUUGGAGAAAUUAUCCAGUCUGUGUAUGAAGAUCUUGUGGCCAAAGGGGUCAUUGUACCUGCUCAGGAGGUGCCACCCCCAACAGUGCCGAUGGACUACUCCUGGGCCCGAGAGCUGGGCUUGAUCCGCAAACCCGCCUCAUUCAUGACCAGCAUCUGUGACGAGAGAGGACAGGAGCUCAUCUACGCGGGCAUGCCCAUCACCGAGGUCUUUAAGGAAGAGAUGGGCAUCGGUGGGGUCCUCGGCCUCCUCUGGUUCCAGAGAAGGUUGCCCAAGUACUCCUGCCACUUCAUUGAGAUGUGCCUGAUGGUGACAGCUGAUCACGGGCCAGCCGUCUCGGGGGCCCACAACACCAUCAUCUGUGCUCGGGCUGGGAAGGACCUGGUUUCCAGCCUCACCUCGGGGCUGCUAACCAUCGGGGACCGGUUUGGGGGUGCCCUAGAUGCAGCAGCCAAGAUGUUCAGCAAAGCCUUUGACAGUGGCAUUAUCCCCAUGGAGUUUGUGAACAAGAUGAAGAAGGAAGGAAAACUGAUCAUGGGCAUCGGUCACCGGGUAAAAUCGAUAAACAACCCAGACAUGCGGGUGCAGAUCCUCAAAGAUUACGUCAAGCAGCACUUCCCUGCCACCCCCCUGCUCGACUACGCGCUCGAAGUGGAGAAGAUUACCACCUCAAAGAAACCAAAUCUUAUCCUGAACGUAGACGGUUUCAUCGGAGUUGCAUUUGUAGACAUGCUUAGAAACUGUGGGUCCUUUACUCGGGAGGAAGCUGAUGAAUAUAUUGACAUUGGAGCCCUCAAUGGCAUCUUUGUGCUGGGAAGGAGUAUGGGCUUCAUUGGACACUAUCUUGAUCAGAAGAGGCUGAAGCAGGGGCUGUAUCGUCACCCGUGGGAUGAUAUUUCAUAUGUUCUUCCGGAACACAUGAGCAUGUAAUUCAGCCAGGAACCCUACCAUAAAGUGAAGAUAAAAACUCUUCCCCCAGGACACAGCGUGCAGACUGCUGGCACUGGAGCUUGUUGUUGGCUGGGCUUGGUAUACAAACAGCCGCUGGUAUACAGGCACUGAGACAAACACCCACAGGCUAACACUGCUCAGUACACACAAAGAAGCUUGAUUUUUUUUUCAUCAGCAUAGAAUUAAAAACCAAGCCAAUACUUGUGAUAUUUGCUCUGCCAUCUGCUAUAUUUAUUGUAUAGAAGGAUAGUGUUUUUCCUCAUUAGGGUAUUAUGAUGUUGCUUUUUUUUUUUUUCCCUUGGAAGAAGAGAAUGAAGCUUAAGACCUCAAGAUACUAUACAUUUAAAGCACCCCUAAUGUCUUGUUUUUUCCACUUCCCUUUCCUCCUUCUGUAACCUGAAGAGUAUUGUAUUAAUCUGAUUUUUAAGGAUCUUUUAUAUGUUAUGUGUAAAGAGUUUGUUUGGUAUUCCAUUGGAACAUUCUGUGUUACAGUCCAAAGUCUGAUUAUGUUAGGAGGUUUGGGACCAUUGCAUCUUUAGCCAUUGUCACAAAAUAUGUGGAGUAGUAAUUUAAAAUGUAAAGUUGUAACAUACCUAUGUUUAAAAUGGAAAUGCAAAGCAGAAAAGCUGUGAAAUGUCUUGUGUUCUCUGUAUUUAUGCAACUGACUCAUCUGUUACUGAAGUGUGGGUCCAGACUGGUCUCCAGCCAGUUUGUAUCUGUAUCCAUGAAAAUUCUGGGCAGCUGCCAGCUCAGUCUCUUCUCUGUAUUAUCAUAGGUCGGUUUAAAUAAACUCUGUAGUAACAAUGAA
Molecule: messenger RNA, 4450 nt
Organism: Manis javanica (Malayan pangolin)
Lineage: Eukaryota; Metazoa; Chordata; Mammalia; Pholidota; Manidae
Gene: ACLY
Product: ATP citrate lyase
Biological process (GO): acetyl-CoA biosynthetic process; citrate metabolic process; fatty acid biosynthetic process
Cellular component (GO): cytosol
Molecular function (GO): ATP citrate synthase activity
Source: RefSeq, a predicted model, not a curated record